AUGUUAAACGACUCAGUUUCGGUUGUCUUGGACGAAACUAUUGAAAGCAAAUUACUGCAAGGAAAAUCCAUCCACAAAUUUAUCCCAUUCAAGUCAUUCGAGAAGAUCAAAAGUUAUUCAUUGGCAGAGAUGAAUACUCCAGAAACAAUUGUGAUUUACAAUGGAAAGAUCAUUAUUGGUGAUACUUACAAUAACAAUUUGGUGACGAUUGACAUGAUUGAAGGUGAAAAGAAAGUUAUUGAAUUUAACGAUUCUCCAUUCCACCCUUUCCAGAUUUAUAUCGAGAAUGGAUAUAAAAAGGAUGGAAAGCAAAGUUAUGGAUCUGCAUUGAUAUUCUAUUGUUUCACUCAAGGUGUUCAAAAACAUGACAUGAGGGAUGUGUUAAAUGAGUGGAAUUCAUCAAAAGCUAUUUGGAAGUUGAAUGUGUCAUUUGGUUGCAUGAUCAUUGAUAAAACGAGGGGUGCAAUUCAUGUGUUUCCAAAGUAUGAGUUCUUGUCUGCCUAUGUUCCAGUUGUAUUUCCUGAAAAUACAUCCUUUGAUCUGGAAACUGGAGUAAAAUUGAGUGAUAACUUCAAGAUCAAUAGAGAAACAUUCACAUUUCCAGUAUUUGGACCAGAUAACUCUGUAUUGAUUCAUGACGGAAAUACUAUUGAGAAAUUAAUAUUGAAAGAUGGAGAGUAUUCUGAUAAGGAUAUUGGUUUCAGAUCUUUGAAGAAAGAAGGAGUGUAUAGAUUGUAUUAUGAUAACGAGUUGACUGGACUGUUAUUUGUGAUUGGAAAGGAUUAUAUUUCUGUAUUGGAUACUAAUCUCAUUGAAAAGUAUUCUUACCCAAUUGAUUUUGUUUGCACACAAAUAGCUGUCAAUAAGGAAACAAGUGAACUAUUUGUUUUGAGUGCCAAUAACAAGAUUUUACAUGUUUACAAAAUACAUACUGAUUAA
Molecule: messenger RNA, 939 nt
Organism: Naegleria gruberi
Lineage: Eukaryota; Heterolobosea; Eutetramitea; Acrasida; Naegleriidae
Exons: 1
Coding region: 1-939 (312 amino acids)
Source: RefSeq, a predicted model, not a curated record